Molecule: messenger RNA, 3425 nt
Organism: Trichobilharzia regenti
Lineage: Eukaryota; Metazoa; Platyhelminthes; Trematoda; Strigeidida; Schistosomatidae
Source: the annotation of a GenBank genome assembly
UUUGAUGUAUGUGUAUACUAUGCCGAAUGAUCGGAAAUGGAUAAUGUAAUAAAUGAAGAUAAUGAGAGUCUAGUGGAUACUGCGGAAGAUAAUUCGUUGUGCGAUAGAUAUGGCUUCCGUGGUGGUCAGCAAUACACGCGGCCGGAAGAAGAAGAUCGUGUUCCUCUGGAAGUUUUACGUUCACGUGAACUGAAAUGGCGUAAAAUGUGCUCUAAUUGGAGUUUGUGGUAUUUUAAAUAUCAUCAAAAAUUGCGUGAUCGAUGUCGUAAAGGCAUUCCCGAUUCAUUUCGUUGUGAAGCUUGGCAACGACUCUGUGCAAGUCCUAUGGUACUUGUUCAGCGGCAACGGAUAACAUGUAAUGACCAAAUGGAAGCACAAACAACACCAGCCUCGAUAGGCAGUAAUCAAAACAAUAAUCAUAAUAGUAAACACAAAUUUCCAAAGAGUCGUGUCGGCACAUUAUCAAAUCAAACAAAUUAUAAAAGUCUCCAAACUAUUAUCACUUCACCAAGUUUCCAUACUAGUCAAGGGAAAGAAGACGAUAGACGCAGACUCCUCUACCGAAAAUUGCAUGGAACUGAUAAUUCCAGGUUAAGUCAAGGGUCUAGUUUCCACUCUUUGCAUAUCCGAAGAAAUAAAGAUCAAAUCAAUGAUGAAUCACGUGACAGUUAUGGUUAUCCAUCAGCACUUCCUUUCUCCUUACAAAUCUCUGAAAGUCCUAAUACCAACAGAGUAUCCCCAUGGCAACGAACUGUUUUCAACGGCGAAUCACUACGAUCAGUAUCUGGUACAACAACGCAUAGCAGUCUGCAUAAUUUGCCUAGUAGUGUGCUGAUGAACAGUGUUAACUCUAGUUACAAUCAACCAGCAUUACCAUAUUCAGCUUAUUCAACAAUGGCAUCUGUACAUCAUGGCAAGUCGUGUUCACCGCCUAAAUCGAAUGCCAACUCCGUGGAUAUGACCACGAAUCAUGUGAAGACUACACCUACUACUACUAACACGAAUACGAAUACUACUAGAAAUUCUGGUGGUUAUGCCAGUUUAAGUACUACAUCGUGUACAGACAGUUCUAGUACAAAUCAUUUUCAGAAUGAAAUUCAAAUCCUUGAAGCUUCUUCUACUGACUCGUGCACUUCCAUACUGAUAUCAUCAUCUGUUGCAUCGUCGUCAUCACCAAUUUUAUAUCAUCGUCAUCAAAAUAUGAUAAAUACUGAUUCAUCUUUUAAUCAGUCAAGCAUUGGCGGCGCCGGUGGUAUUGUUAAUAAUAAUGAAUAUGAAGAUGCUAGAGCUACUCUAGUCCCAGCGAUUGAUUUAGAUCCAGAAAGAUUAUAUGCCAAUUAUUGUAUGCAAGAAGGAUUACCGGCUAAUUGUGAGCAGAUACGUCGUGAUAUUGAUCGGCAAUUUCCUUUUCAUGAAUUGUUCAGUAAUAAAGGUGGUCAAGGUCAACAAAGUCUAUACACUUUAUUGAAGGCCUACACAAUUCGACAUCCAGAGAAAGGUUAUUGUCAAGGACAAGCACCGUUAGCAGCUGUUCUCCUCAUGUUUAUGCCUGAAGUGGACGCUUUUUGGACUUUCAAUGAAAUUUGUGAACGUUAUUUAGAAUCUUAUUAUGAUGAUGGUUUGGAACGGGUACAGAUAGAUGGGGAAGUUUUGUACGCUCUACUGAAGUCAUUACAUCCUUCUAUAUACAAAUUCUUGAAAAAACAUUCAGUGGAGCCAAAUCUUGUUGUUUUGGAAUGGUUCAUGUGUGCCUAUACACGUACCUUACCUUGGGCAGCUGUAUUAAGAAUUUGGGAUAUGUUUUUCUGUGAUGGUAAAAUUAUCUUAUUCAAAGUGGCAAUCAUUCUACUUCAUCGUUUAUUUGGUAAUCCUUCUCAUCGUAAAUCAUGCAACGGAUUAGAUGAUAUUCUUAUGCGGCUGCGUGAAGUCCCAUCAGUUAUUGGCAAAUUAGAUGAUUUUAUUCGUGAGGUUGUUCGAGUUCCAAUCAGUGUGAAAGAAUUAAGUCAACAAAUUGUUCGUCAAUCACAAAAAUGGGCGGCUAAAACUAAAGAAAUAAAAAAGAAUGCCUGAAAUUAUCGAAGGACCUAUAGGCAUAUAUAAAUACACACUUGAGCAUUUAUAAAUAUAUACGUACAUAUACAUGCAUAUAUAUCAUAUCGCUUAUGGCCGUUAAUUGUGUGUUGUUCUAUGCUGCUGCUAAAUGAUUUCAUCUGACCACUACAACCACGACCGCCACCACCACUCCUCAGGUUAAAGAAAUCAUGAACACCCUGAUUGGAGAGAAAUAAAUAACUAACUUGUUUGCUAUGCCCGACUGGUGAAAAAAAAACGCUGAAUUCGACAAAAAUUUACAAUUCCCGCCUGUUUUAAGUGUAUCAUUACAACAAGAAAAAUAGUUGAAGCUCUCUCUUUCUCUACUUAUUUCAUAUACACACAGCUGCUGCUUACAGAAAACUAUUUUUCUUAGUGCAAUGGAUGUACUUAACUUAUUAAUUAAUCUCCUUUCUUUUCUUUGUUUUGUUUUUUUUCAAAAAUAAUUACCAGCAUUCUACUCAUAUUACCUGAAAUAUGUGUGUGAGUGAUCUUCACUCCUCCUCUCUUUUGAUUGGUUCAUUUUGUUUUUGUGUGUAUUUUUUACCUGUUGAUGAAGGAUACUCUCUUCUUGUGUAAUUUAAUGCAUAUACAUACUUAAAUAUUUAAAUUGAUUCACAAUUCAUGCUUCCAUACUGUUUUUGUUCUGAUUCGAUUCUACACUCAGUUAUUCGGUUGUUGUGAGACUACUUGACUCUGUACGUUGUGUGUAUGUGUGUGGAUUGAUGAGUGAAUAACAAUUUUGUUUUAUACGCUUAAAUACUACUUAUUUGUUUGAUAAGUAGUUAGUUAGCUUCAAAAAAGAAGAAAAAAACUAAUCGACAAUUAGCCGGAUAGUCAGUCUGUCAGUCAACAUCUGCAUAUAUCUAUCUUAUCUAUGGAAAUGAAAGAUACUCAUCUUUUCUGUAUAACAUAUUAAUGAUUAUUUCUAAAGUCUCCUGUUGUUUUUUUCUGUUUUAAAGGGAUUCGCUAAACUCCAUCUAUAAACCGUAGUGAUUAUUAUUAUGAGUACUACUCAUUUUGCGCUAUUGUCCUUAUCACAUUUAAUGUAGGUGUAGCCUCAUUACAACCACAGAAACAGCUAGAACAAACUGUGUACUUUACUUGCAUUUAUUAUAUAUAUAUUCAACUUUACAUUUUGUUUCGCCUACUAUUAUUGUUAUUAAUUAUUUAUUUAAUUAAUUAAUUGUUCGCCAUUAUUAUUACUAUUAUUUAUUAUCUUAAAUGACUGCUAUUUAUAUAAUUUUACAGAAAUGUGAAUUAUUACUAUUAUUAAUAAUAUUGUUAUUGAUACACAAAGUAGUAAAUAAGCAUCAAAUGAAAUAAAAGUGUAU